CAGUGAAGAGAAGAGAAGAGAAGCUAAGCUAGUAGGUAGGUGGUGGGUUAGCUCGAUCGCCAAGUGUUCGACCGAGGAGCGAAGAAGAAAUGGGGAACAACCUGAGAUGCUGCCUGGCGUGCGUGCUGCCGUGCGGCGCGCUGGACCUGGUCCGGAUCGUGCACCUCAGCGGCCGCGUCGACGAGUACGGCCGCGCCGUGUCCGCCGGCGAGGUGCUGGCGGCGCACCCCAACCACGUUCUGAGCCGGCCGUGCUCGUCGCAGCAGGGGGCGGCGGGGCGGAUACUCAUCGUGUCGCCGGAGUCGGAGCUGGAGCGCGGCGAGAUCUACUUCCUCAUCCCCGCCGCCUCCGUCCCCGACGCCAAGAGGAGGACGAGCACCGGCGGCGGCGGCGCCGGCCGCGGGCACCACGUCCGCAGCAAGUCGGAGGGCAGCGCCGUCGCCGCCGAUCGGUUGGGCAGCCCGGCCGGCAGCGCGUCGCCGGAGACGACGAGGAUGAUGAGGGCGCAGAAGCAGCAGCACCAACACCGGCGGCGCAUGAGCACCGGCAGCCAUGCCUCGCCGUGGCAGCCGCACCUCUCGUGCAUCACCGAGGAUCCCUGAGCUAGCGCCUAGCUUAAUUUCUUUUUCUUCUCUGAAUUCACAGUGGUUUUUUUGCCUGGUGUGUAAAUUUCCUCUGGUGCCCGGUAAAUAUUUUUAUUCACCUUUUGUGUUAGUGAUGUGCCGAUUUUACAUUCUGAAAUCAACAACUGUGUAUAAUUUUCGAAGCACAAAGCGACUUCCAUUCUAUCUUCUUGUAUCUUCGAACAACAUUUUGCAACUUCUUUUUAAAGUUCAUUUGGGUUUACCAAAGCGAACGAACUUGUUCAUACAAAAUUAAACAAGUCGGCAGCUCUGAUUGAUGCGAAA
Molecule: messenger RNA, 908 nt
Organism: Oryza sativa Japonica Group (Japanese rice)
Lineage: Eukaryota; Viridiplantae; Streptophyta; Magnoliopsida; Poales; Poaceae
Source: RefSeq, a predicted model, not a curated record